Molecule: messenger RNA, 4993 nt
Organism: Cucumis melo (muskmelon)
Lineage: Eukaryota; Viridiplantae; Streptophyta; Magnoliopsida; Cucurbitales; Cucurbitaceae
Product: pentatricopeptide repeat-containing protein At4g19890
Exons: 3
Coding region: 96-2210 (704 amino acids)
Molecular function (GO): protein binding
Source: RefSeq, a predicted model, not a curated record
AAUAGUUCGCUAAUAAGUUUAAUUCUUGAACUCAACCAAGUCCACGACAAUUAGCAUCGCAUGGGGGGAGAGGUCCUGCAGUUUUUAUACCUUUGAUGCAGUUCUUGGCGUCUCACCGAAUUCUAAGGACCCAUGGCUUUCUCCAGAAAUUGUGUUCCUUACAACAUGGAUCUUCAGUUUCUGCCUCCAUCGCAUUUUUCUCCUCAACUCAUUUUGAUUCCAUCUCUUCGCCGCACCAUGAUUUUUCUUCUUCUUCGUUGCAGUCUCCUGUGCAAAAGACUUGUUCAUUAGUUCUCGAGGCUUAUUUACGUCAACCCCAUCUGAGAUUCUCUCCAUCUAAGCUGAAUCUUGAUAUGGAUGCUGACUCCCUGACUCAUGAGCAAGCCAUUUCUGCCGUUGCUUCGCUUGCUAGCGAGGAGGGUUCAAUGGUCGCGCUGAGUUUCUUUUACUGGGCAAUUGGGUUUCCCAAAUUCAGGUAUUUCAUGCGGCUUUACAUAGUUUGUACGAUGUCAUUGAUUGGGAAAUGUAAUCUAGAGCGAGCUCAUGAAGUUGUGGAGUGUAUGGUAGGUGUUUUUGCAGAAAUUGGGAAGUUGAAGGAGGCGGUGGAUAUGAUCCUUGACAUGAGAAACCAGGGACUCGUGUUGACCACCAGAGUAAUGAAUCGUAUUAUCUUGGUGGCUGCUGGAAUGGGGCUGGUUGAAUAUGCAGGCAAUGUGUUCGACGAAAUGUCUGCAAGAGGUGUGUAUCCUGAUUCUUGCACUUAUAAGUCUAUAAUUGUUGGUUACUGUAGAAAUGGUGAUGUUUUGGAAGCAGAUAGGUGGAUAUGUGAGAUGAUGGAGAGAGGUUUUGUGGUUGAUAAUGCCACAUUUACUUUGAUUAUUAAAGCAUUUUGUGAAAAAAGUUUAGUAAACAGGGCAGUUUGGUUUUUCCAUAAGGUUACUAAGAUGGGUUUAUCACCAAAUUUGAUAAACUAUUCAUCUAUGAUUAGUGGGUUGUGCAAGAGGGGUAGUGUUAAGCAAGCAUUUGAGUUAUUGGAAGAAAUGGUUAAAAAUGGAUGGAAACCCAAUGUGUAUACACACACAUCAUUAAUUCAUGGCCUUUGCAAGAAGGGAUGGACAGAAAGAGCUUUUAGACUGUUUCUUAAACUUGUUAGAAGUGAUAAUUACAAGCCAAAUGUGCACACUUACACAGCCAUGAUAAGUGGGUACUGCAAAGAGGAUAAGUUGAGUAGAGCUGAAAUGUUGUUUGAAAGGAUGAAAGAACAGGGACUGGUUCCAAACACCAACACUUAUACAACACUUAUUGAUGGGCACUGUAAGGCUGGGAAUUUCAGUAAAGCGUAUGAAUUGAUGGAGUUAAUGUCUAAUGAAGGUUUCUUCCCUAAUAUAUGUACAUACAAUGCAAUUGUUGAUGGUCUCUGCAAAAGAGGGAGAGCUGAAGAGGCUUUCGAGCUGCUAAGUAAAGGAUUUCAAAAUCAAAUUGAAGCUGACGGUGUCACAUACACCAUUCUGAUAUCUGAGCAGUGUAAGCGAGCCGAUAUGAACCAUGCCCUUGUGUUUUUAAAUAAGAUGUUUAAAGUUGGUUUCCAGCCUGACAUUCAUUUAUAUACCACUUUGAUUGCUGCAUUCUGCAGGCAAAGAAUGAUGAAGGAUAGUGAAAAGUUGUUUGAUGAAGUUGUUAAGCUUGGGUUGGCUCCAACAAAGGAAACUUACACAUCCAUGAUAUGUGGCUAUUGUAGGGAGAAAAAUAUUAGCUUAGCAGUCAAGUUUUUCCAGAAGAUGAGUGAUCAAGGUUGUGUACCAGAUAGCAUUAGUUAUGGUGCUUUAAUCAGUGGCCUUUGUAAAGAGUCGAGGCUGGAUGAGGCUCGCCAAUUAUACGAUACCAUGAUAGACAAAGGGCUAUCUCCUUGCGAAGUUACACGGGUGUCAUUGGCUUAUGAGUAUUGCAAAACAGAAGACUGUGCUUCAGCCAUGGUUAUCUUGGAACGGCUGAACAAGAAGCUUUGGAUACGCUCAGUUCAUACACUUAUAAGGAAGCUUUGUUGUGAGAAAAAAGUUGCUUUGGCAGCUCUGUUCUUUCAUAAGUUACUGGAUAAGGAGGUCAAUGUCGACCGUGUGACUUUGGCUGCAUUCAUCACUGCCUGUACUGAGAGCAAUAAGUAUGCUCUUGUUUCGGACUUAUCCGAGAGGAUUUCAAAAGGUAUCGGCUAACCUUUCUUCUAAAUACUGGAAUCAUAAAUGAAUUUGUCGUGGUGAAGAGGAGCAAUGGGGGAUAACGAUCAAAGGUAGAUUUAGUUCUCUUGAUUUGAUUCCUAGCCAGCUGCAUCUCAGGGAUGUCUUCUAAGAUGAUAAAGCUUGGCCUGCACUUCAAGUACACUGCAGCCACAAUAUGGACGAGUUUCUAGCCGGGACACUCACAUAUAUAAAAUAAAAAAUAGUUUUCAGAACAAAUAUGAAGAUCGUGGAUGAGAAGUAUUUUCAAAAUGUUCUCCUAGGUAGCCUCAUGUCUUGGCAGUCCUUUCCAACCGCAAGAAAUGCCACUUCAUGAAAGAUCGGAUUAAAUACUUGGGACGUUGGGUCUCUGCCAAGGGGGUAGAAGAAGAUCAAGAAAAAAUCAAAACCAUGCUGGAAUGACCGAUAUCGAAGAAUGUUUGGGAGCUUAGAGGAUUUUUGGGACUGACGGGAUACUAUUGUCGUUUUGUAGAAAAUUAUGGGGCCAUUGCCACACCCCUCACACGGUUGACAAAGAAAAAUAAUUUCCAUUGGUCAGAGGAAGCCACCAUAGCAUUCGAGACCCUGAAGAAGGCAAUGGUUACACUGUCAGUUUUAGCUCUAUUGGAUUUCCAGCAGCCCUUUAAGAUAGAGACCGAUGCAUCGUGGUUCGGAUUAGGAGUUGUGUUGUCACAAAACAAAAGACCGAUUGCUUAUUUCAGCCAAAAGUUAUUAGAAGUAGCGCGCGAAAAGUCGGUAUAUGAGAGAGAGCUAAUGGCCAUUGUGUUAGCGGUGGAAAAAUGGCGGCAUUAUUUGUUGGGGCACCGUUUUGUGGUGUAUACAGAUCAGAAAGCUUUGAGGCAUAUUUUGGAACAGAGGGAGCUGAUUUCGAGGGUCCAAAAAUGGCUAAUGAAGUUAAUGGGAUUCGACUUCGAGAUCUUUUAUAGAGCUGGAUCGGAAAACAAGGCGGCAGAUGCAUUAUCACGCAUCCCGAUUGAGGCUCAGCUGAACGUGAUUUCAGUUCCGUCCAUAUUAGAUGUCGUGGUGGUUGAAAAUGAGGUUUAAGAAGAUGCAAAGUUAAAGGCAAUCUUUGAAAACAUAUUAGUGGAUCCUGAGUGUGUACUGCGUUAUACAGUUCGACAAGGCAGGCUGUUUUAUAAGGGCAGAUUAGUCCUUCCUAAGACGUCAAGUUUAAUCCCGACCAUCUUACACACCUUCCAUGAUUCAGUCAUCGGGGGGCAUUCGGGGCAAAACUACGCACCUAUAAAAGAAUCGCUGUUGAAUUGUUUUGGGAGGGAAUGAAGAACGAUAUUAAGUUGUACGUGGAACUAUGUCUUGUGUGCCUGCAAAAUAAGAUUCAAGCCUUAUCACCAGCAGGACUGCUACAGCCCCUACCUAUUCCUAAUCGGAUUUGGGAGGAUAAAUCCAUGGAUUUUGUGGAAGGCUUGGCCCGGUCCAAGAGGUUUGACUCUGUAUUAGUGGUAGUGGAUCGCCUAAGUAAGUAUGCUCAUUUCAUCGCCUUGAGCCAUCCGUUCUCGGCCAAAACGAUAGCUGUGGAAUUCAUUAAGGAAGUAGUGCGCCUCCAAGGAUACCUCCGCUCUAUAGUGUCCGAUUGUGACCAACUGUUUUUGAGCCACUUUUGGAAGGAAUUAUUCUGUUUACAGGGCACCCAACUGAAGAGAAGCACGACGUAUCAUCACCAAACGAACGACCAAACGAAAGUAGUUAACAAGUGCUUAGAGCUAUACUUGAGGUGUUUCUGUCAAGAGAAACCGAAAACAUGGAGUGAAAAGCUAACAUGGGCCGAGUAUUGGUAUAACACCAAUUAUCAUCGAUCAAAACUACCCCUUAUACGGUAGUAUAUGGACAACCCCCUCCCCCUAUUAUCUCGUAUGGUCAAGUGGGCACAACACCGAAUGAUUCAGUGGAGUAUCAAUUACAAAACAGGGAUGAAACAUUAGCGGCCUUGAAGAAACAUUUACAACAUGUCUAAGAAUAAAUGAAGAAAUUUGCCGAUGUACACCGGCGUGAUGUGGUGUUUGACAUUGGAGACUGGGUAUAUUUAAAGUUACAGCCCUAUAGACAGCAGUCGGUAGCGAAGAGGCGUUGUGACAAGCUAUCUCCCAGAUAUUUUGGGGCUUAUAUGGUGCUUGGUAGGGUCGGCGAGGUAGCUUACUUGUUGGACCUUUCGGAGACUGCCAAAAUAUAUCCGGUUUUCCACGUUUCGCAACUAAAAAGGGCAGUGGGUGACAAACACCACAUCCAAUCGGAUAUAGCAGCGCUUAAUGAUCAGAUGGAGUUAGUUUUGGAGCCCGACCAGGUGACCCAACUUCGUUGGAAUGAUGCUGAAAGGGAUUGGGAGUAUUUAGUCCACUGGAAAGAUCAACCGAGUCAUGAAGUAACAUGGGAAUCCUAUGUCACGCUUGUAAAACAAUAUCCUGAUUUCCACCUUGAGGACAAGGUGGCUCUUCUCCAUGGGGGUAUUGCUAGGCCUUCAAUCACCAAAGUUUAUCAAAGGAAAAGGAAGAAGGGUAAGAAGGGUAUUUCAGCAUAGAUAAUAUAGUAGUUAGAAUUGCCAGCGGUCCUAAGUGUACGUGGCAGCAGCAGGAGGAGACUAUAUAUUGGGAAGUUUUGGGCUAGGGUUAGGCAUCGAAAUAUUUGGAGUAUUUUGAAUGGACAUGCUUGUUCAUUAGGGAGAGAGUAGCCCUCUUAUAUGGCUGAUACUGUGUUUUGAGAACUUUUGUUAUAUGUUUAUCUAUUCCGGUAUAUAAAUACAUAUUCCA